Molecule: messenger RNA, 1360 nt
Organism: Linum tenue
Lineage: Eukaryota; Viridiplantae; Streptophyta; Magnoliopsida; Malpighiales; Linaceae
Source: the annotation of a GenBank genome assembly
CGUCAAUUUAAAAACAAGGAGAAACAGAGAUAAUGAAUGGUAUAGAUUUUGAUAGCCACCGUCAUUACUAAAAAUUAAGUAACCACGCUAACCUAUUCCGGCAGCGGAACAAGAAUUACUUCUCCGGCAAAUUCCAAUCUGGGGAAUUAAAAAGCUGGGGGAUCUCCUCUAGUAACCGCAGGCGGAAGGCGUCACCUUUCUCCUCCUAACUUCCCUUUCAGACAAAUAAGGAUCGAAACAACGUCUUUGUUUUGCCAGAAUCGGUCACCGCCAUCAUUUUUGCCCUAACUUUCCUUUGAAAUUUCUCUUUCUCUUGCUCUUUCUCAUGGCGGCCAGUUCCAGCCGAGGAGGCCCCUUCAACGGCAACGCUGCUCCGUUCCGUUCGAGGGAUGGGCUUAGUACGAGGCAGGCGGCGAGCUCGGACGAGAUACAGCUUCGAAUUGAUCCGAUGAGCGCCGAUUUUGAUGAUGAGAUAACCGGCCUCCGGUCUCAAGUCAGGAUGCUCAGAAAUGUGGCCCAGGAUAUAGGGACAGAAGCGAAAUUUCAGAAGGAUUUUCUAGAUCAGUUGAUGCAGCAAGCAACCCCGUCUAAUGGCAUUGCCUGGUUAAUUGAUUGAACAGCAAAUGACUGUGAUCAAAGCUCAAGCAAGCGUGAAGAACAACAUAAGGAAGUUGAACAAGAGCAUCAUCAAGAACGGUUCAAACCAUAUAGUCCACGUCGUCCUUUUUGCACUCCUCUGCUUCUUCAUCGUCUACCUUUGGACCAAAGUUUCCAGAAGAUAGGCUUCUCUUCUCCACACAACCCAACCCUCCUUGUUAUCGAAGCUGUCUUCGUAGUAAGCUAAGCGCCAGAAUUGUACUACUUUUUUUUUUUAUAUAUAUUUUCGUUCUGAAAACAUACAACAUAUUCUGUAAAUAAAACAAGCGAGAAAUUUAGCAGGUGCAGGCAUUUGAGUCAGCCUUUAUCUUCAUCCUCUUGCCAUGGCCUUCUACCUUUGAAUCUCUCACUUGGUUGAGAACCCUUCUCGCCCAUUCGCCGAAAUAUGUUUCGUUGUGGCCCACUUGUCCAUCUUUGUAGAAGAAGAAGCAUUCAAGCUCGUUAUCAGGAGAAGGGCAUUCUUUCUUAGCCAUGGGCUCCCACCAUGCCCCCUGGUGGAUCAAUCCUGAUUGAUCAGCCAUCCAAUGGAAAACAUACUGACCUAUGCCGGCAAGCUCGAACCAUCCCUUGGGGAAGAACUCCAUCACGCUGCUGCCUCUGUCCAUGAACAGCAUGUUCGUCAGCUGAGCUCCAUGCGGCGAAGCCACGAUGUCUGUCUCCGUCAUCGUCCUCACCUGCAAAAAGAAAAACGAACCAGAUCGAG